This is a messenger RNA of Episyrphus balteatus (marmalade hoverfly), 394 nucleotides long. It is a transcript of the gene Sf3b5, whose product is annotated as splicing factor 3B subunit 5. The record is from RefSeq and is a predicted model, not a curated record. Gene Ontology annotation, biological process: mRNA splicing, via spliceosome. Gene Ontology annotation, cellular component: precatalytic spliceosome; U2 snRNP. The coding region runs from base 112 to 369 and encodes 85 amino acids. The transcript has a single exon. NCBI's taxonomy places the organism in Eukaryota, Metazoa, Arthropoda, Insecta, Diptera, Syrphidae.
AAAUCAUUUCCCAAAAGCGAAAGAGAAAAAAGUAAAAACUUUUGUUUGAUAUAAACAUCAACCAAAUACCAAACUAUUAACUAAACGUUUAAAUAAAUAAUCUCUAAAACCAUGGGUGAUCGUUACAACAUUCACAGCCAACUUGAGCAUUUACAAAGUAAAUACAUCGGAACUGGUCAUGCCGACACAACCAAAUUCGAAUGGUUAACCAACCAACACCGAGAUUCUCUAGCCAGCUACCUCGGCCACUAUGACAUGUUGAACUACUUUGCUAUAGCUGAAAACGAAUCCAAAGCUCGCAUUCGUUUCAAUAUAAUGGAAAGAAUGCUCCAACCAUGUGGACCACCUCCAGAAAAAGCAGAAGAUUAAAAUCAAAUAUAAAGAAUAAAAACAA